GGUGGAAAAAGGAGAAGGGUGUUGGGCCUGGCGGGAGUGCUGAAGGUUGUGGGCGACUGGGCUGCUCUCCUGGGCGGUGUCCGAGGAGCUGCCGGCCGAGUCGCCCUGUCGUCCUGGGCUUCCGCCACCCUCUGGGAGUUGUCCGAGCACGUGGGGUCCACUAGCGAGACCCUUAGGACGGUGCUAUGGGCUGCUGCUUCUCUAAGAGACGGAAGAGUGAGAAGGAGUCGAAGGCUGAGGCAGUGGAGGAGCAGCCCAAGCUGUACAGCUGGGACCAGCGGGAAAAGGUUGACCCAAAAGAUUACAUGUUCAGUGGACUGAAGGAUGAAACAGUAGGUCGCUUACCUGGAAAAGUGGCAGGACAACAGUUUGUCAUUCAAGACUGUGAAAACUGUAACAUCUAUAUUUUUGAUCACUCAGCUACCAUUACCAUUGACGACUGCACCAACUGCAUACUUUUUUUGGGACCUGUGAAAGGCAGUGUAUUUUUCCGAAAUUGUAGAGAUUGCAAGUGUACAUUAGCUUGCCAACAAUUUCGUGUGAGGGACUGUAGAAAGUUGGAAGUCUUUCUGUGUUGUGCCACUCAACCCAUUAUUGAAUCUUCCACAAAUAUCAAGUUUGGAUGUUUUCAGUGGUACUACCCUGAAUUAGCAGCCCAAUUCAAAGAUGCAGGGCUCAGUAUCUUCAAUAAUAUAUGGAGUCAUGUUCAUGAUUUUACACCUGUGUCAGGAGAACUCAACUGGAGCCUUCUUCCAGAAAAUGCUGUGGUUCAAGACUAUGUUCCUAUUCCAACUACUGAAGAAUUCAAAGCUGUACGAAUUUCUACAGAAGCCAAUAGAAGCAUUGUUCCCAUAUCCUGGGGUCAGAGACAGAAGGACAGCGAUGAGUCAUGCCUAGUGGUAUUAUUUGCUGAUGAUUAUACAACUGCAAAUGCCAGGAAAUUAAUUGAUGAGAUGGUUGGUAAAGGGUUUCUCCUAGUGCAGACAAAGGAAGUGUCAAUGAAAGCUGAAGAUGCUCAAAGGGUUUUCCGAGAAAAAGCAUCUGACUUUUUUCUUCUUCUGAACAAAGGUCCUGUGAUUGCCUUGGAAUUUAAUGGAGAUGGUGCUGUAGAAGGAUGUCACCUUAUCAUAAAUGAGAUAUUCAACGGGACAAAGAUGUUUGUAUCAGAAAAGAAGGAGACAGCAUCUGGAGAUGUUGACAGCUUCUAUAACUUUGCUGAGAUACAGAUGGGGAUUUGAAGCAGACUGUGGUAUUAAGCCCUUUCUAAUCUUUAUAGAGAGAGUUUGAUAAAAUACUUAUGUAUAUUAGUCCUAGGCCAUUAGUAAUUUUUAACUAAUGCUAAAAUUGUUAAAGCCUAUUUUUAAAUAACUCUUUGAAUACCAUAUCAUUCACUUGAAGGUCUAAAAUAGUUCAUUUAAAUUAAGUAAUUUUAGUCAUCUUAUAAACGAUUUAACCCCUUCAAUGAGCUUUCAGUUUUCUUUUUAUAUAAUAUUCUUAUUAGAAAACAGAAGUGGCUACCAGUUCACAAUUUUAAUAUUAAUUAAAAAUUCUUUCAAAUCUCUGAUAAUUUAAACUUUCCUUAGUACUCUAUAGCAUUCAUUUGAUAGUGUAUCUUGUUACUUAUUUUCUCUUUUUAUUUAGAGGAAUUUGUUACUAGAUAAUAAUUAAAUAAACUUAUGUACUUUUAAAAUGCAUAUCCAGUUAAAUAAUUAUUUUCUUCUUGCAUUAUAUAACUAGUGAGAUUUUGUACAUGGAGUUGACAUACUAUUUUGUAAAUUGAUAAUUUUUAAAGAAAUGGAAAUUUGAAAGCUGAAUGUGGUAGUGCCAUCUGUAGUCCCAGGUUACUUGGGAUCCUAAAGUGGAAGAAGCUCUGGAGCUCAGGAGUUCAAAACUAUCCUUGACAACAUAGUGAGACCCUAUUUUAAAAGAAAGAAAAAAAAACUAAGAUAUUUGAUAAUCAGCUUUGCAUAUACUUCUUACUGAUGCUGACAUUGCCAUUUUAAGAACUAACUUCUUCAUAAGUUGUAUUGCUCUUUUUAAAAAUACAACUGCCAGAUGAUUCUUGUUUCCUAGUAAGAAAAAGCCUAUGCAAUAUAAAACUAUAGAACCGCAAUCACCAGCAGAUUUGACAGAAGUGAUCACUGUCUGAUAGCUCUUGUGACUAGCAAGAGACCUAGAGCAAAACCUGUGACUUUUAGGUAAGAAAUACUUUUGGGUAAGGUCUGAUGAUAAGCUAGGCAGAUUUUUCAAGAUCUCCAUACAUUUUUUACUCAUGUAAAGUCAUGUUCAAGUAUGAUAAAAAUUUUGGUAACCUGAAAUCAUUAUUUCUCAAAUCCAUUUAAUCACAGUAAUUUUCCAGGAGGUAUAGGAAUUGUUCAAAAAUACACAUUGGUGGUUCCAGUCUUCAGAUGCACAGAUUGUUUUCAAGGGAAACUGCUUUAGGUAGGGGUGUCACCUAAACUAAUCAGUUCUGAAGGUGUUAAUAGGUUGGGCUUACCACAUUUAGCAACAAGCAGGGGCAGCUUUCUUAAGCCUAUUUAAAGGAAUCGGAAACUAUUUUUAUAAAACUAAGACUGAAAAUGGCCACUUAUAAAAAUUCCUCUUAUGGUUGUUACUAAAAGUGUAUUUUCAUGUUUAAAAUGCUUUAAAUCAACUUAUAACUACCUGUUGAACUGUUAAUGUGUAGAAAUAAUACUUUGUUAUGCUAAAUUAAUAAUACCGAACACCUACACUGUGCCUAGCCUUGUGCUGACUGUCAUCAUUUGAGCAUUUCUUUUAUAAAAGCAUCGUGUUCUACAAAGUCAAUAUGAUCUCAUGAGGUACAAAUAAAAACUUCUGGCAGGUAUAAUAUAAUAGAAUUUCUGUCAUAUUUUACAAAUGAUCUUUACAAAUUGUGGUCAGAGGCAUUAACAUUUCCCUGAGCUAAGCUAAAGUAAAUGCAUUCUUUUCUGUCUUGGUUAUUAAAUGUUAUUAUUCACAUUUAAAAUAAUCUCAAUACUUGUUUUUUUUUCAGAACUAAAAUGCAAUGUUAUACAAAGCUAUACAUUAAGUUUUUUAUCUUAUCUGUAACGUUGUGCAAAAACUCAGGAAUAUAAUGUAAAGGAGACAUUAAGAUUUUUCCACCAAAUUUAGCCUGUUAAACAAAGCCUAAAAUUUUCUAUUCAGUUAGAUAAGAACUUUUAUUGAUGUUGACUAUUUACUGACAUUAAUAAUUGUCAGUUGACUGUUGAAUAUUUGAAAGAUUUUUAAAAUAAGUAGUUCUGUGUUAGUUGUUUCUGUAAUUCUAAACUUCGAUAGUAAUCAUGAUAUACUAACUACAUUUCAUUUCUGAGUAGUUUUUAAAUUUAUGAAAAAUAAAUAGCAAUGAAAAUGAUUUUUAUUGUCAUAUUUGUUUAAACAUCUUAUUAGUUUACUUGCAUUAAUAGUACUGCUAUUUUUCUUUUGGGUCUAUAUAUUUAUGUGUAGCUUUUAUAUGUAAAUUUAUCUAGUGUUUAUAAAAUGUGCUUUGCAAUAAAUGUUAAAAUUAAAAUGGCUCAACACUAACUUUUUGAAGAGUACUUCUAUAUUUUAUACAUGCACCAAAAUUUGAUGCAGUUUUUAUUUUCCUUUUGGGUGUUUUGUUACACAAUUUUUAAUUUUAAAAACAAAAUAAAGUAGUUUAAUCUAUGUGUCAUAUUAGUGAGAAACUAACUAUAUGCUGAGUGAGUGUAUAUGUAUUUGAUGUAUAUAUGUGCAUGUUUAUAAAUGCAAGGUACUCUGAAGAAAUAAAAAGGAAGAAACAUAUUUUAAUAUAAGGAAUUUCUAUCAUAAUGUUUUCUUUGGUAAAAUAAGUCACAUUUUAUUAUGACUGAAUAUUUGCUAAGAUUAGGCAUCUUUCUCUUCCAUAGUAAAAAAAAAAAGCUGUGUGUAGCAUAUUCAGUUGUAAUCCCAGCACUUGGAAAUUCAAGGCCAGCGUAGGUUAUGCAUUGAGUUCCAGGAAGACCUGGGCUACAUAGUGAGAGCCUCUCAAAAAAUAAAGAAUUGUAAUAAACUUUCUUUCAGAUUUAUAAAAGUAGAUGAUAUUUUUAAUUGUCAAAUUUACCAGUUUUUAUACUUCUUUCCUAGCUCAUAAAACAAAUACUGAAAGUGCAAGUUAGUUUUAAAAGAUAUAACAUUAUGUUUAUUUCCACUUAUAAAGGUUCUGCAAGCACAGUAAGAACAUUCGGAGCAUUGGGAACAAGCAGAAAUGACAACACAAUAAUAAAAUUACUUCCUAUUGGAUAAUUC
Myodes glareolus (Bank vole) is the source of this 4266-nucleotide messenger RNA. It is a transcript of the gene Rp2, whose product is annotated as RP2 activator of ARL3 GTPase. Gene Ontology annotation, molecular function: GTPase activator activity. NCBI's taxonomy places the organism in Eukaryota, Metazoa, Chordata, Mammalia, Rodentia, Cricetidae. Gene Ontology annotation, biological process: post-Golgi vesicle-mediated transport. The record is from RefSeq and is a predicted model, not a curated record. Gene Ontology annotation, cellular component: periciliary membrane compartment; cilium.